This is a messenger RNA of Miscanthus lutarioriparius, 483 nucleotides long. NCBI's taxonomy places the organism in Eukaryota, Viridiplantae, Streptophyta, Magnoliopsida, Poales, Poaceae. The record is from the annotation of a GenBank genome assembly.
AUGGGCGCCUACCGCGGCGUGUUCCGCGGGUUCAUGCGCUCCCGGACGCGUGCAUGCCUGGUGGGGCGGCAGGCCCCGCUGGAGACGCGCGUGCGCUGCCCCUACUGCGGCGCGCGCGUCUGGAGCAUGGUGGCGGCCGGGAUGGCGCCGCGCAGCGCGUGCCGCAGGCUGGGAGCCUACGAGGGCCGCCUCGAGUACUACGUCUGCGUCAGCGGACACCUCCACGGCAACUGUUGGCUCGCGCGCCUCACCUCCAGCGACGGCGAUCACGACGGCGACGACUCCGAGGUCGACGACGACGACGCUUCCACGGAAGGCGGCAGCGAUGGCGGCCCGUCGCGCCGUAAACUCCGACAUGUCAAGUCAUGUGAGCCCAUAGGAGUAGUGGAAGGUGCUGCCGCAUACGCGCUCUGCUUUGUCUGGUCCGCGGCGCGGCUGGAUAUGGCGAUGUUUACAGUUUCAGCGACCUGUGCGCGCGGCUGA